UGCCUAUAUCUCUAAAAGCCAACGAGUCUGUGACUUAUCUUGUAAUAGGGAGUCAGGUCUGUCUUCAGGAUGUUGUUCGCUGUACCUAUCCUGCUUCUGUCGGCCUCUGUCGCUGAUUCUACGAGUUCAGCUCUUGCUACACCUAGCCAUGGGGUAGACAUAGAAACCUCUCACAACCAGAUCCACGUGGGAUUCACCAACCAGCUGACAAUCAACUGUACUUUCACGCAAACACAGGGCUCUAACUUUAGCACCAUCUUGUCGCUGAUACUGUCCAAGACUGCUUCUGCUAACGACUCUACCUACAGAGAAGUUGCUUCUAUUACGGCGUUUUCGAACGAUAAAGUAGACGAAAAAGACACGAUGGGAGCACAAGUGACUGGUCACCACAGAAUAGAUGCUUAUUCCUUCAUCGCUCUAGAGGUACAGUACAUGGAUUGUCCGUCAAUUCCUUCUUUUUUGCUUUAGUAAUAAGAGUUUUACGGCACUUGCAACACAUCAAGGUCAUAGAA
Aplysia californica (California sea hare) is the source of this 512-nucleotide messenger RNA. RefSeq lists its product as uncharacterized. The coding region runs from base 70 to 468 and encodes 132 amino acids. The transcript has 3 exons. The record is from RefSeq and is a predicted model, not a curated record. Lineage: Eukaryota; Metazoa; Mollusca; Gastropoda; Aplysiida; Aplysiidae.